GAUGCCGCUAGGCACGCCUUCGAGUACACGCACGAACUGUCUCCUGCGCAGCGUGCCUCAGUAGAUAGGAGGGAAGUGGUUUCCAUUGGCACCCCGUAGGACUGAGCGGGUGGUGUAGUCGUGAUCCCCAUCUCAGCGAUGUCGUCUCUUCACCGCACGCUUCUUCUCACGGUGUUCAUCACUCAUUUGACCGGAAUCCAGUCCACUGCGGACAGGCAGCACACCGUGGAGAAAGAUGUGGAUGAAGGUCAAAAAUGGGACAUAUUUGACAUUAACAAGGAUAUGAACCUGAUUGAGGGAGACAUUGCGUACGACCAGGUGUAUUCAAGGGGUCGAAGUGCAGUCCGUGAUGACCGCUACCGAUGGCCCAAAACCAUCCCUUACUACCUGGACAUGAGCCUUGACGUGAAUGCCAAGGGCGUCAUUAUGCAAGCGUUUGAGAUGUACCGACUCAAGACCUGUAUCGACUUCAAGCCCUGGGCCGGCGAGCGAGAGUACAUCCAAGUCAUCAAAGACAGCGGGUGCUGGUCCUAUGUGGGCAACCUUCACUACGGGAAGCAGGAGCUCUCCAUCGGCGCUAACUGCGACCGCCUGGGCACCGUGGAGCAUGAGUUCCUGCACGCGCUCGGCUUCUGGCACGAGCAGUCGCGCGCCGACCGCGACGACUAUGUCACCAUCAUGUGGGACCAGAUCCUGAACGGCAGGGAUGGGAACUUCGACAAGUACGAGGACGAUGUGACGGAUCUGCAGAAUGUGCCGUACGACUACUCCUCCGUGAUGCACUACGGCGCCGGCGCAUUCCAGAAAGCCGAGGAGCCCACCAUCAUCACGCGCAUCCCCGACUUCAUGCAGGUCAUCGGCCAGCGCUCCGACUUCAGCAAAUACGACCUCCAGAAGCUCAACCGCCUCUACAACUGCACUCGAUCGCUUGCGUUCAUGGAGCAGUGCAACUUUGAGGAGCUCAACAUCUGCGGGAUGAUCCAGGGAGCCGGUGACACGCUCGACUGGCAACAAGUCACGUCUGCUGUUAAUGGACCCGCUUCGGACUUCACUCACUUGACAAGUUGCCCGGGGAAGGGCCACUUCAUGUUCAUGAGAACCUCAGUGGGUACCGAAGGGAGCCAUGCGCUACUCGAAACGCGGACGCUGGUUCCAAAGCGCCAGCAGGACCAAUGCCUACAGUUCUACUACUCCGGCAGCAGUGGGCAGCGCGGGGACAAGCUCGGGGUCCACUUGCGCGUCGGCAACUCCACCGAGCUCAAGGAGGUCAUGUGGAUCACUGAUUUUAGUGAUGCUCAGUGGAAGUUUGUCUUCCAUCCGCUGGCAGAGACGCAGCCAUUCCGCGUGGUGUUCAAAGGAUUGAAGGGCUUGGCCACCUCUCCAGGGGGCAUAGCCAUCGAUGAUGUCAGCAUCAUGGAGGUGAAGUGUCCCACCCACAUGUGGCGUAUCCAGAAUUUCUCGCGAGUUCUGGCGUCGUCGCCGUCGGGGCCCGGGGGCAGGAUCUACAGCCCGCGGUUCGAGAGCGGCGAAGGCUACAACUUCCAGAUCUCCAUGUACAUCAAUGGCACAAGCGACAAUCCCGAGAACCUGGCGCUGUAUUUCCACCUGACGAGCGGCGACAAGGACAACUCGCUGACCUGGCCCUGCCCGUGGAAGCAGGCGACCAUGAGCGUGAUGGACCAGCACUGGGACGUCGGGGACCGCAUGUCGCGUACCCGCAGCGUCACCACCGAUCCGAAUUACGAGGGCACCCACCCUAACGGAACCACAUACUAUUACUGGGACCGGCCAGACAGGGUGGGGUUUCCGGUGUCCGGUGAAACGUACUCCCGGGGACCCGGUCUGGGAACGAGCAGCUUCAUGUCGCAUCACACGCUGCUGUCGCGCAACUACGUCAAGGGCGACGAGCUCAUGGUGCUCAUCGCCUUCGCAGAUGUGGCUCACCUGGUCGCGGAGCAACCACGCCCCUCGGCUACAGCCAAUCCCGGCCAGACGACACUCAAGCCCGGCCAGACGACACUCAAGCCCGGCCAGACGACACUCAAGCCCGGCCAGACGACACUCAAGCCCGGCCAGACGACACUCAAGCCCGGCCAGACGACACUCAAGCCCGGCGAGACCAAACCUCUGGACCCGUGCACGGAUGUGGAGUGUUUGAAUGACGGAGUCUGCCUCGUGCAAGAUGGGAAUGCUCUUUGCUUUUGCCCGCCUCUGGCCGACGGCUGGUACAAGGACGAUCGCUGCAAGCGGGGCUCUGAUUCGGACAUCGUGAUCCCCGCGGCGGUGACGGGGGUGGUGGUGUUCGUGGUGAUGCUCGCCGCCUCGGGCCUCACCUUUUUCCUCCUGAAGAGGAAGAAUAAGAAACGAGCUGCCCACAAGCAGACAAAGAGCCAGAAUGCUACUAACUUGUGAGAGGUGAGGGGGCAUUCACUCGAUAUCAGCUGGGAUGCUUGAGUAGCUGAGUAGCAAACAUCACCACUAACAUUCAGAGUCAAAGGAACAACGCAAGACCUCUGAUUGAGAAAUCUUCUGGGAAUUGUAAAUUGAAAAUGUUUAUCUGUUAUUAAAGAGUAAUUUUAACAUUUAUUUCCAAUUGGUUAAACAUAUGUUAAUUAAUUGUACAGGCAUUACGUGUGAUAUUUGAAAUAUGCACAAUACCUUUGGGGUAUGAAACGUCAUGUACACAUGAAUAGUAGGUUAUUAUAUGUAACUGUGUGUUUUACUCAGAUUGUUUAAAAUUAUAUUUGGGAAGUGUUGACAGCCAAUUAUGUGAGCUCAAUGUCGUUGCCGUAACAUAUUAGAAAAAAAGACAUCUAUAUAAUAAAAAUGAUAAUGUACACAAUGGCGCUGGUAAAUAAUAAACUGUUUGCAAUUCCUGUA
Molecule: messenger RNA, 2880 nt
Organism: Lethenteron reissneri (Far Eastern brook lamprey)
Lineage: Eukaryota; Metazoa; Chordata; Hyperoartia; Petromyzontiformes; Petromyzontidae
Gene: MEP1B
Product: meprin A subunit beta
Biological process (GO): proteolysis
Cellular component (GO): membrane
Molecular function (GO): protein binding; metalloendopeptidase activity; zinc ion binding
Source: RefSeq, a predicted model, not a curated record